Molecule: messenger RNA, 9361 nt
Organism: Pezoporus occidentalis (night parrot)
Lineage: Eukaryota; Metazoa; Chordata; Aves; Psittaciformes; Psittacidae
Gene: PCDH11X
Product: protocadherin 11 X-linked
Exons: 7
Coding region: 1311-5048 (1245 amino acids)
Biological process (GO): homophilic cell-cell adhesion
Cellular component (GO): catenin complex; plasma membrane
Molecular function (GO): cadherin binding; calcium ion binding
Source: RefSeq, a predicted model, not a curated record
CAGAUAAAAUGCAAGUCUGCUCCUGUGAAAAGUACGCGGGGCUCGCAAGUGACUGCAGGAGAUAGAUGUGCUUUAGUCCGGUACGGCAGCGUGGCCGCGGUCCAUGCUCCCACAGCGGCCAAGACCUGCCUCCGGCUCCGGAGCGGGGGACCAGCGGUCGCGGUCUCUGCCGGGCAGUUUGCGUUGGCUGCUGUGUGUGGUUGAACGUGUGUGUACCCCAUUGCCGCCCCAGAGCAUCCAGCGCCCUGCUGGAGUCGCUGGGGGCUGCAGAUAUAGUGCCUAGUAUUAAUGAGCGAGGGAGAGGGGUGGGAAAAAUCCAUAUGGAACAUUUUAUUGAUGUGAUCGUAAUCCUGUAAUGGAGAUUGCAUUAAAUGAGGAUUGCAUCCUAACGCCUAGCUGCUGUGGAGAGACCGGGAAGCAGAAACUGUGCUGGAUUGUAAAUGAAGUUCUUUGAUUGAAGGAUUUUCUUGAACCAUGAAGGGAUGUCUGUAAGCUUAAAGUUGCGGUGUAUGUGGAGUACCAGAAUGGGAUAGAAACCAGAUCAAGCUGAAAUAGGUUUUCAUGUACUCGGGCUCUGGAUACAGUUAGAAUUGUUUAGAGGCAUUGCAGUGAUGGCCAAUGAAUUCUUGGUUUCAUAUAUGGAGACCACAGCAAGGCAAGGAGGGAGGAAAACACGGCAAGGCAAGGAGAGAAUGUUACCAUUUGGGAAGAGAAGGAUGGUUUCUUUGUGACUUGUGCCAUAAUGGCACAAAGCGCACAGCCUGCAGAACCCUUGUAGGUGAUCUGGGAAGCAGAGGAUUUAUCUCACUUGCCUUUUGCAACCUUGGUGUAGCUUCCUGCAAGAAGUAGCUGCCAGGUGUGCAUCAAGAGGCAAACAGGGACUCACCUGCCCCUCUCGGACAGCAAAAGGAGCUGUGAGCUUGAAAGAGACGAACUUGAUCCCCCUGAUCCCCUCUGUUUGAGCCUGAGUUGGUAAUACAUUUUGAAUCAUUGUUGCUGCUUAUCUCAGUUGGCAAAGGAGGGGAGAAGAUGUUGAACUUGACUGAAGCACGGCAGACCUGAGGUAGAUAUUAUGAAUUCACCCUUGCAUUCUUUUUGUGCUAAUUUUUAUUCUGGCGUGGAGAACUGAGCCACAAAGAGCACCUUCCUCAAGAUUUACCAAAAGGAAACCUGAUGAGAACAGAAAGAUUAAGCCAAAGCCAAAUUUUAACGCCAUCAGUGGAAGUGGCAUUGACCUGUCAGAUCACACAGGUAAAAAGAUGUAAGCUGCUCUUGGUAUUCUGCACGAAUACUCAUUAGUCAUUCUGGAGAUGGACUUGCUGUCUGGAACCUACCUCUUGGCCGUCUUAUUAGCCUGUAUUGUAUUGCAAUCUGGCGCACAGGAGAAGAAUUAUACCGUGCGGGAAGAACUGCCUGAAAAUGUCCUCAUUGGCAAUUUGCUCAAGGAUCUUAACCUAACGCUGGACCCAGAUGUGCCCCUGUCUUCACCCCUGCAGUUCAAGCUUGUGUAUAAGACUGGGGAUGUGCCAUUGGUACGGGUGGAGGAGAACACCGGUGAGAUUUUCACAGCUGCAAACCGCAUAGACCGAGAGAAGCUGUGCUCUGGCAUCUUUAGUGAGAAUCGCUGUUUUUACGAGGUGGAGGUUGCUGUUUUGCCUGAUGAAGUCUUCAGACUGGUUAAGAUCAGAUUCCUAAUAGAGGAUAUAAAUGACAAUGCCCCUCUCUUUCCCUCAACAGUUAUUAACAUCUCUAUCCCUGAAAACACAGCAAUUAAUUCUCGCUAUUCUGUCCCAUCUGCCAUCGACCCUGAUAUCGGUGUGAAUGGUAUUCAACAUUAUGAAUUACUUAAGCCCAAAACAGCUCCGAAAAGGACUUUUGGAUCCAUUACAAAUGAUCAGGGUCAAAACGUGUUUGGUCUUGAUAUAACUGAGACACCUGAAGGAGAUAAGUGGCCUCAACUGAUUGUCCAACAGAUCCUGGAUAGGGAACAGAAGGAUACCUAUGUGAUGAAAAUUAAAGUUGAAGAUGGUGGAAGCCCUCCAAGAUCUAGCACUGCCAUCCUCCAAGUCACAGUGACUGAUGUGAAUGAUAAUCGCCCAGUCUUCAAAGAGAAUGACAUUGAAGUCAGUGUCCCAGAAAACGCCCCAGUGGGCACCUCUGUUUCUCAGCUCCAUGCCACUGAUGCAGACCUGGGCUCAAAUGCACAAAUUCACUUCUAUUUCAGCAAUCAGAUCUCCAGUUUGGCCAAAAGGCUGUUUGCCAUAGAUAACACCACUGGUCUCAUCACUAUAAGGGAACCACUAGAUAGGGAGGAAUCUCCUGUACACAAAUUGACUAUUUUGGCAAGUGAUGGCAGUUCAACUCCAUCAAGAGCAACAGUGACUGUUAAUGUUACAGAUAUUAACGACAAUGUCCCAUCAAUAGACACGAGAUACAUCAUCAAUCCAGUGAACGGGACAGUGCUUUUGUCUGAAAAGGCUCCCCUUAAUACGAAAAUUGCAUUGAUAACAGUAAUGGACAAGGAUGCUGAUCUGAAUGGAAAAGUUACUUGUUUUACAGAUCAUGAUGUUCCUUUUAGGCUAAAGCCCGUGUUUGAUAAUCAGUUUCUUCUGGAGACAGCUACGUUUCUAGAUUAUGAAGCCACACGGGAAUAUGCCAUUAAAAUAGUGGCAUCAGAUUCAGGGAAACCUCCCUUAAAUCAGUCUGCAAUGCUCCUCAUCAAAAUAAAAGAUGAGAAUGACAAUGCCCCAGUUUUUACACAGCCUAUCAUAGGUCUUUCCAUCCCUGAAAACAAUGCUCCUGGUACUCAGCUAACCAAGAUAAGCGCUACAGAUGCUGACAGUGGGCGCAAUGCUGAGAUCAGCUAUAUCCUGGGUUCUGAUGCACCCCCUAUUUUCAACCUUGACCGCCGUACAGGUAUUCUGACAGCAGUGAGAAAGCUGGAUAGAGAAAAGCAAGACAGGUACUCCUUCACUGUGCUGGCUAAAGAUAAUGGGAUACCACCCUUGCAGACCAAUGCUACUGUGACAGUGUCUGUCCUGGACCAGAAUGAUAACAGCCCUGCUUUCACACACAAUGAAUACAAUUUCUAUGUACCAGAAAAUUUACCCAUGUAUGGCACAGUGGGGCUUAUCACAGUUACAGAUGCUGACUCAGGAGAGAAUGCUGCUGUUACUCUCUCUAUAUUAAAUGGUAGAGAUAAUUUCAUUAUAGAUCCACUUACUGGUGUAAUAAGACCUAAUAUUACCUUUGAUAGGGAACAGCAGGGGUCAUAUACUUUCCAGGUGAAAGCUGUGGAUGGAGGAAGAGUGCAGCGUUCCUCAACUGCCAAAGUGACCAUCAAUGUUGUUGAUGUAAAUGACAACAGGCCUGUUUUUGUUAUCCCUUCAUCUAACUAUUCCUAUGAGUUGGUUCCAACAUCAGCCAGUCCAGGGUCUGUAGUUACUAAAGUCUUUGCAGUUGAUAAUGACACAGGAAUGAAUGCAGAGCUCCGCUAUAGCAUUAUAGGUGGGAACUCACGGGGCUUGUUCACAAUUGACCAAUUAACAGGCAAUAUAACUUUGAAAGAGAAGGUAAUUACAUCAGAUCAUGGCUUGCACAGACUGGUGAUAAAAGUCAAUGACCUAGGACAGCCCGAGUCUCUUUACACUAUAGCUCUUGUGCAUUUAUUUGUUAACGAGACAGUCACCAACAGUUCCUACGUACAAGAGCUAGUGCGCAGGAACAUGGAAACUCCAGUUGGCCAGAAUGUUGGGGAUGGGGAAAUAACCCCACAAACCAAUGAUUAUGUCAAGAUCAUCAUUGCUAUUAUUGCAGGCACUAUGACAGUUAUUCUGGUAAUUUUUGUUACUGCUUUAGUACGGUGCCGCCAGACACCUCGGCACAAGGUUGUCCAAAAAAACAAGCAGAGUGGUGAAUGGGUUUCCCCAAACCAAGAGAAUAGGCAGAUCAAGAAAAAGAAGAAGAAGAAGAAGCGCUCUCCAAAAAGUCUCCUUCUCAACUUUGUGACUAUUGAAGAAUCUAAGCCUGACGAUCCUGGCCAUGAGCACAUAAAUGGCACUUUAGACAUUCCUGUAGAGCUAGAAGAACAGACUAUGGGAAAGUAUAACUGGGCCACCACACCAACCACAUUUAAGCCUGAUAGCCCAGAUUUAGCAAAGCACUACAAGUCUGCUUCUCCACAGCCCACCUUUCAAAUUAAACCUGAGACUCCUGUACCCCCCAAGAAGCACCAUGUUAUUCAGGAACUGCCUCUAGAUAACACCUUUGUGGUGGGCUGUGACUCACUUUCCAAGUGCUCAUCAAGCAGCUCGGACCCUUACAGUGUUUCUGAAUGCAGCUGUCAAGGAGGCUUCAAGACCCCAGGACCCAUACACACCAGACAGCACACAAAAGAAAUUGGAAGGCCACAAACUCCUUUGAAAGAAGCAACCUUGGAGCCAUGGACUCAGCCACAGCCUCAGCGCCGUGUCACAUUUCACCUACCAGAUGGCUCCCAGGAAAGCUGCAGUGACAGUGGGCUUGGAGACCACGAACCCACGAGCGGUGCUAGCACAUCGCACCCUCUGCCCCUCGGCUUCCCCCAGGAGGAGUAUUACGAGCAAGCUUCACCCAACAGCCGGACAGAAGGAGAUGGCAACUCAGACCCGGAGUCUACUAUUGAAAUAAAUCUGCAGAAAGCCCUGGCUGAAGCUUCUGAAACCUGCACACAGGAGUGUCUCAUCCUCGGCCAUUCUGACAACUGCUGGAUGCCACCUUCGUUGACACAGUAUCAGCAGUCCAACACCUCUUUGCCAUCGUUUGGCUUCCAGCAAGGCUGGGGCCGAGGAGCCAGACCCGAGGGACGACACACUCUUGGGAGGCCUCUUCCAAAGGAUGACACUGACAAAGGCCAGGGUGGGCCCAGGCCCCAGUUCUAUAACACCUGCGAAAGACUUUGUGCCAGUGAAGAUCCUGUCAAAGUCAUUCCUCUGGCAAACUUCGCCGCAUCCCACCAGGCACCGGUGUCUGGGAGCAGCACUACGUUUAUACAUGAGCACCAGCUAUAAAUUCAUAUCUGGCAAAUCUGUUAUUUCAGGCUUUAAGUGUGACUGUAUAUAGUCACAGCCUAACACUGUUCUUAGCGCAUAUACAAACUUGUUAGGCUUGUGAGCAUUUAUGUAUAUAGGAUCCUAAAUUUGAAAUUGAAAAGCUAAAUCCUUCGAACUUAGUUUAAAGAAAUUUACCACGGUUCUUGGUAAAAUCCACCAAAUGGGGAAGAAAACCCACAACCCAGAAACUGUCAAAAGGAAAAGGCAAAAUUCUGUUCAUUUUCUUGUAUGGGCCUUAUAGUACAAAUAUCUGUGAGCAGUUCUUCCUCCCUGUUGAAAGCAAUUUCUUAGUACAGUUUGGGGAAUAUUAGUCUAAAUAUAGCUUAUUCAGCUUUUUCUUUGUUUUUAUAAUUUAUAGCGUAUUCAUAGAUUUCAUCUUCCAUUUGCCUAGCAUAGUGAUCAAGUGGGCAAUUUCCCAUCUGAUUACCUUACAUAAUAGAAUGAGUAAGAUCCUAAAAUCUAAUUUUUAAGAAGGCUAGUAUAUCUUUCCACCAAAAUUUAUUUUUUAUGUAACUAAAAGGGAAAAUAUACUUAAAGACAUGACAACUGCUUUUGAUUUUAAUAUUUUUGGGUCAAUCUACAGGUAUUCAUUCUUUGAAAUAAUGAAAUAGAUUAAAUAGAAAGCUCUCAACUAGGAUUUUCUGUGAGAAAUAAACAACAUGACAAUGAUAGGAUAAGCAAGAUCAAAACUGGAAAAAAAGUUGCAAGUAACUUUUUUAAUUUCCAAGAUUUUCCUUUCUACAAUAAUACAAGCAACACUAUGAUACAUAUUAUGCUUUUCAAGCCAUAAGCCUAUGUUUUGUUUUGGUCUAGUUUUUUUCAUCUUGCAGAGCUUGCUUUGGCUACUGUACCCGUUAGUUGAAAUUUAUUUGGGCACUGCUGAAAACAGUAGGAAAAUGGGGUAGUUAUUUUGGCUGAUGUGAUGUGGCUGCAAGCUACUGGUGUUUAAAAGAUUAUUAUAGUGAUGCAUAUGGCGGGUUUUUCCAGCUAUAUUCACCUAUUGUAAGUAUACAGUAAAAGGUUAGCUAGAUUAUUAGUUACCUCACCACAACCUAUUAGAUGGAGGAGCGCUUGUCAUUGUGGCUUAGUUUAUUAGAGAAUGACUGACAGAAUCUGGGUACUGAAAGCUGGAUAAGUGUAAUCAUAAGCACACCCCGGUCAGAUUAUUUGAUCAAGUCUCAAAGAUGAGUCUUGUUAAAGAUGAGCGAAUUUUUGUUGUGUUCUGUGUACUGGAGGGUAUUUAAUACUGGCAGAAAAAGGCUGGUAAAAUCUACAGUGGAUGAAAAGUAGGUUCCUUUCUUAGAUGAAAAAGCACUUUUACCUUCUCGUAUUUUGUUGCUGUUCAGCCAUUUACACUAUGUACCUACCAAGAAAUUUUUUCUUUAAAAAAAUUGUGUAACUUUGUUUAAUUUUACUGCAACAUUGAGACAAUCGAAGUUGUAUGGAAGGGGAAAAAACAGUGUGUGAAUAUUUCCUAUGGAUAGAAUUCUAUGUAGGCUUCAUAUUGUAACUUAAAUCUGUAAUUUAUAAGCAAAACUGUGUGUAAAAAUGCUGUAAUAUUAGCUGCUUGUAAAAUUUACAGAAGUUCAAGUUGUCGAGGGUUUCCAAUGAAUGCUAAAAGAGCUUCUCUUAUGUGCCCAGCAGGUAUAAGUAGCUUUAUAUAUUGCUGUCCCCACUGUAAAUCUCUUCAAACCACAUUUAGAUUUUAUGUGCAAAACAAAAGAAGCUUCACUUUUAACCUACUGAUAGAGUUUAAUUAAUGGACAUCAGAUUAUCUAAUGAUGUACUUUUUUUCCUUUCCUUUUUUUAAUGUAGUUUUCAGUAACAUUUAGAAAAGAUGUGGCACACUGGCUUCCAGUUGCAUGUAAAUCCUGGAAAAAAAUAAUAAUCCUUUGGGUACUGACACACAAUAGCUGACAACUCAUUUCUGAUUCCAGGACAAUUAAAAAUGUGACAGAUUAAUUCAUACCUAAUAUAUACAAAGCUGUUUGUUGUUUCCUUUGGAGACUUCACGACGAGGAAGUCCUUUUCAGGGAUAUGCAAAAGAAAGCUUAUCUGUAGUUUACACAGAUUUACCAAACAUAUUAAUCGUGCAAAUUCAGAAUAAUGCUGACAGCUAAUGCUUCCUAUUGUAGCAGAGGACUUCAGGUUUUAUUACAGAAGGCUGCCACAGCAAAUGUUUACAGAGUUGGCUGCUGAAUUGGAAAAGUCUGAUUUUUUUUUUUUUUGGCCUCUAACGUCUCCAUUCUGACUGAAAGUUGUAACUGAAAUUUUCUGGCAAAAAAUAGCAUUUCUGAAAUGUUAGGAUUUUCAUAGGAAAAGGUGAAGGAACCAGAACUAGUGUUUUUUCAUAGGCAGGGGAAAAAACAAACUUCAGAUUUGAAUAUUUAAGGGUUUUGGAGGAGGAAAAGAGGGGGAAUGCCUAAGGUACAGUAGAAAAUAACCAAUACCCCUUUCUCUUGAAAACAAAAGAACAAAAAAAAUCCCUGCAAAACACCAAAACCAAACAGCAAAAAAAGACUUGCUUAAAGAAGCAGAAUUGUAAAGAUAAAUCUGAUUAUAGGAAGUGUUAAGUGUUUAUAUCCAUUAAAUUGUGUUGUGAUAUUCUAAAAUUGUGUCAAACAAGAUACAGAACAAUUAAUUAUAAGUAAAUGUUGUGUCAGGACUUAAAUGGUUCCCUCAUUUUUAUAUAUUACCUGUCUGAUAUAUAAACCCAUGCAUUUGAGGCAACGAUUUUCUUUGAGUGGCAUGUCAGUAUCCAGAGGAAUAACGUUAAUAGAGACUCUUUACACAUCUUGUCAUAUAUAUAAAUAAUUUAUCUAGUACAUAGACUGUAUAUUUUUGUGUAUUUUUUUUUAGCCAUUUAACUUAUUUUAUCUUACUUGUGUGAAUUUGUGGAGAAAACAAUCCUAUAUACAAUAUACAGUAAAAUGGUAGUUACAUGAUUAGAUUUGUUUCAUACAGUGUAACGAUAAAGGAAAACCUUUGCCUUCAAAGUGAUGUGUCACACAGUCUAGCCUAGGUUAUUCCCACACCUUCCUCCUUACCCCCCCCCCCCGCCAAAUUCAGCACAUGCUUGUUGCAUUUCUGAGUUCUGCAUCAAAGUUAUAGGUAGUGGUGGCGGAAGGGAAGGAACUUCUUUCGUACUGGAAAGCAGUCAAUGAUUGAAAAAUAAAAUAAAGAAGUGAGGUCGAACUGUUUGAAGUAAAAUACGCGGUUUCUUUGUUUUCCUGAACUCUGUUGUAUCAUAAAGUGCAACUUAAUUCUGAAGAAAGAAUCAUUAGGCAUGUCUGCUUGGCUAGACAGAGACUACUGAGCACCUGCUCUCUCUGGGCUGUGAGCUGGCAGGAUGCAGGUCAUUUAGCUAAUUAUCAUGGCAAUGAGCCCAUGCUAAUAGGACCGGAGGGCUUAUGAAUGUUAGCAUAACAGCUAGCUUGACAUAACAUUAGUUAUGUGGUUUUGAAUCCAGCCAGGUCUUUUUAGUUCGUGUAGGGCUGGAGGAGAGCAGCCACUUCGUAUUGGACAUCUGUGACCCCAGUGUGUAUAGAUCUGUUUGGGUUUUGUUGUAAGAGAAGUGAAGUUUGCUCUGCUGAACAAGCUGUAAUCCAGCAUGGAACCCCAUCAGCGCUGAUCUACCAUUAUUACACUGCUUCCAGCAUGGUCAAGCCAAAGGCAGUAGACCUAAAUAAUUUCUGGUCAGUAACAGUUGAUUAGCUCAAGGUUGUUUGAUUCAGGCUUCUAAAGCUGGAGUUUUUAAAGCUUGAAAAUUUACCCUUGACUUUGUUUGCUCAAGUUUUGCUUUUGCAGCUUUAAUACCAAUCCUUAAUGAAUUAUUAUCAAUUAAAUGAUUGCAGUGCAGUUUACUACCAUAAUUUAAUGGGAUAAAUAAAAAGGAAGAGAUUCGUUUGUGCAGACACAAAGUAAAGUUGAAGGCAAAGAUUUUAUUUGGUAUACAUAGAGAAAAAUGUGUAUAACUUAUGUUAUCCCUAGUGAAGAAAGAGACUGAUGAUUUCUUGUAAAUAUUUGAGUUUGUAUUUCUGGGAAACCUCCCUGCUCUAUGGCAUACUACAGGAUCUGAGAGUGAGCAGUGUAUGUCUGUGUAUUGAAACAGACCUAACCACACUUUAAACAUCAUGCAGUUGGACAUCAUAUACUACAGUCCAGCAGCAUUUAAAGUCCAGUAAAUCUGCAGUAGUUCUAUUUCAGGUUUCUGUACAGCAUGUGGUCUUGUUAAUUACAAUGCUGAUUAAUAAACUAGAUCCACAAAAGCA